Rattus norvegicus (Norway rat) is the source of this 1710-nucleotide messenger RNA. RefSeq names its product metallo-beta-lactamase domain containing 2 (gene Mblac2). The transcript has 2 exons. Gene Ontology annotation, cellular component: plasma membrane; endoplasmic reticulum membrane. Gene Ontology annotation, molecular function: long-chain fatty acyl-CoA hydrolase activity; beta-lactamase activity. The record is from RefSeq and is marked provisional. Bases 37 to 876 code for a protein of 279 amino acids. Lineage: Eukaryota; Metazoa; Chordata; Mammalia; Rodentia; Muridae.
CACCCACCUUGCCCGGCCGCACCCCUGCGCAUCGGCAUGUCGGCACUCGAGUGGUAUGCCCACAAGUCUCUGGGCGAUGGCAUCUUCUGGAUUCAAGAACGGUUCUACGAGUCAGGCAACCGGGCCAACAUCUGGCUGGUGCGCGGCUCGGAGCAGGACGUGGUGAUCGACACGGGCCUGGGGCUACGCAGCCUCCCGGAGUACCUCUACUCCUCCGGCCUCUUGCAGGAUUGUGGUGCCAAAGAGGAUGCAGGACGUCGGCCGCUGCUGGCCGUGGCCACCCACGUGCACUUUGAUCACUCCGGCGGGCUCUAUCAGUUCGACCAGGUGGCUGUGCACCGCGCCGAAGCCGAGGCCCUGGCUCGCGGGGACAACUUUGAGACCGUGACCUGGCUCUCUGACAGCGAGGUGGUGCGGGCGCCCAGCCCUGGCUGGAGGGCCAGGCAAUUCCGAGUGCAGGCAGUGCAACCCACCCUCAUUCUGCAGGAUGGGGAUGUGAUCAACCUUGGCGACAGACAGCUCACUGUUAUGCACAUGCCAGGUCACUCCAGAGGCAGUAUUUGCUUACAUGAUAAAGACCGCAAGGUACUCUUCAGUGGUGACGUCGUGUAUGAUGGAUCACUGAUUGACUGGCUCCCAUACAGCAGGAUCAGUGACUAUGUUGGAACUUGUGAACGUCUCAUAGAGUUGGUGGACAGAGGUCUUGUGGAGAAGGUGCUUCCUGGGCACUUCAAUACCUUUGGUGCUGAAAGGCUGUUUCGUUUAGCUUCUAACUAUAUUUCAAAAGCUGGGAUAUGCCACAAAGUGUCUACUUUUGCCAUGAGAUCUCUUGCAAGUUUAGCUCUCCGUGUAACAAAUCCUAGGACCUCACCCUAGUAUCUACACUGGUCAUUUGUUUAUAUUAACUGUAUAAAUUAACCCAGUUCCCCUGUGUUGUUGGAAAGUUACUAGUGAGCAUUUCAAAAAGUGCUUUAAUAUCACCAUUGUAUGUUAGAGAAAAAGAGGAUUAAGGAGGAAGAAAAAAUAAACAGUCUGAGCUUAGUAUCUUUUUCUUUUCUCCAAGGAAUAAGCCACUUAAGAAAGCUUGUUAUUGGCCAGUGCUGUCUUUCAGAGUGUGUUCUGACCGUGCUGUGGGUGCUCCAGGCAGCAAGGAUGCACUUAUGCAGCACAAGCAGCUGCCCUUGCCCCAUAGUUUAUUUCCCUAGAUACUGAGGGGAAAUGGUAUGGGAAAUGAUUGGGGGGGGGGGGCUCUAUGCUUACACUGUAAACUUCAUUUUAUCUCCGGAUUUUAUUUAAAGAUAAAGUUUCUUGGGUUCAAAAAUAAAGUAGAACUCAGUAUAAACUAGCAUUUAGAAUGACAGCUACAACAGCCCAUGUUUGUGAUUGUAUUUCUCCUUUUUUAUUGUUAAUUCUUUAUAUAAGUAUAAGGCACAUAACAUGCUAUAUAAUUUAAGGAAUGAACAGUACAAUGGAUUUGUGUCUUACUGCAAAGCUUUAAUGUAAAUUGCAGAGCACUUCAGUGAAAAGCUACUGUUGUUGUUAUUGUGCAAGUAAUAUUUUCAGUCAUGAACAUGAAAUUCAAAUGUAUGUUACCUAUAUAUAAAUUGUCAGAUUUCUUAAAAGGACACUGUCAGGCAAUUUGAAAAUAAACAUAUUGAUAAUAAUUUUUUAUUAUAUCCUAUUUUAGUAUUAAUAGAUACUAUAAACAAA